Tupaia belangeri chinensis (Chinese tree shrew) is the source of this 843-nucleotide messenger RNA. RefSeq names its product olfactory receptor 4C15. Gene Ontology annotation, biological process: G protein-coupled receptor signaling pathway. Gene Ontology annotation, cellular component: membrane. The transcript has a single exon. Gene Ontology annotation, molecular function: G protein-coupled receptor activity; olfactory receptor activity. The record is from RefSeq and is a predicted model, not a curated record. The coding region runs from base 7 to 843 and encodes 278 amino acids. Lineage: Eukaryota; Metazoa; Chordata; Mammalia; Scandentia; Tupaiidae.
GAAAUCAUGCAAAACCAAAGCUUGGUAGUUGACUUUGUCCUUCUAGGACUUUCACAGGAUCCAAAUAUUCAGAAAAUGGUAUUUAUUGUAUUUUUGUUUGUGUACAUCGCAACCAUCGGGGGCAACAUGCUAAUUGUGGUGACCAUCCUCAGCAGCCCUGCCCUGCUGGGUUCCCCCAUGUACUUCUUCUUGGCCUUCCUAUCCUUCCUGGAUGCGUGCUUCUCCUCUGUUAUCACCCUGAUUGUCCUCACAGUCAUGGCCUAUGACCGUUACGUGGCCAUUUGCAAGCCCUUGCACUACUCUUCUAUCAUGAACUGGAGGCUCUGUGGCAUUCUGAUGGGAGUAGCCUGGACAGGGGGCUUCUUGCAUUCUAUGAUACAAAUUCUCUUUACUUUCCAGUUGCCCUUCUGUGGCCCCAAUGUCAUAGAUCACAUCAUGUGUGACUUAUACCCAUUGCUGAAGCUCGCGUGCAUGGACACUCAUAUCUUUCACCUUUUGGUGAUUGCCAACAGCGGCUUUAUCUGCAUCAUAAUCUUCACCUUGUUGCUUAUCUCCUAUGGUGUCAUUUUGCUCUCACUGAGGACCCAUAGUUCUGAAGGGCGACAGAAAGCUCUCUCCACCUGUGGAUCUCACAUUGCUGUUGUGGUUUUGUUCUUUGUCCCGUGCAUAUUUAUGUACUCCAGACCUCCAUCGGCUUUCUUUUUUGAUAAAAUUGUGGCAAUAUUUUGUACUAUCUUAACUCCCAUGCUCAAUCCUAUGAUUUAUACUUUCAGAAAUAAGGACAUGAAAAACGCCAUGAGAAAAGUAUGGAACAGAUUGGUGAUGGCUUAUGAUGAAAAAUAA